AUGACGUCGAGUAAGCUGUCGGUUUCUCGCGCCUCGGUCAAAUCCUCUUUUGGUCACUUCUCCUUCUCUUCUCAAACCAACCUCGUCGACUCCGUCUCGGCCAAGCCCCGCAGCCAGAAGCAUCAUCACAGCGUAUCCGAGCCCCUGCACGAACAGCAGCAACAGCAUGACCAGCGCCAAGACCAAGAACAACAACACCACCCUCAAUCUGCGCUAGCAGACCCUGGUCGUCUCGACGUCAGCAGCAGUCACACGCAUUCCCGCCCGCCGCCGCCUCCCGCAUCCCCGAAACGAUCACAGACCGACACUGAGGUCAAAUCCCCCGCCACUGCCGCGAGACUCAACAGCCAAAGCCUGACCUUGACCACUGAAGAGAAGGAGAACGACAAGGAGAAGCCCACCGAGCCAGUGCUCGCUCCCUCCCGGCCCCUCAACAACAGAAAGUCCCGGUCCUGGGGCAACCGUCUGUCUUCUCUGUUCCCCUCGCUCAUAAUCCAAUCAACAGAUCAACUCCCACCUCAACCCCUGGCUGCCCAGCCGCAGCAGCAGCUACCGAUUCACCGCAAACCGCUGCCCGCCUCGCCCCCUUCCGACAGCCCACCCUCCUACGACACGACUGAUAAAUCUACCGUCCGCCCUGUGACUAGCUCGGUUCUUGGCCUUGGCAUCGCUGCUCCGACUCUCGAUUCCCUCGACCCUCCACCGCCUCCGCCUCCCUCAGAUGCACCGCCUCCUGUGCCUGGAAAAAUCGCCCACGCACCUACAUACCCUCCGACGAUAUCGUCCUCCUUUGCCAUCCAGCACCCUCUGUUGUCUCCUCCUCAGCCUCCUACACCUACUACACCAAGCAUGAUGGCCGCCCCUAUGCCGCCGUCCGAGGCGCCUCCUCCCGUGUCGGCGAAGCUGAGAAAGGACAAGAGCCUUCCUUUACCACAGACAAACCAUGCCUCCCCCCGGGUCGCCUCUCAGCCCGAAACGGCGUCGCCCACGAAGCUGAGGAAGGAGGGCGUUGAGCAUAGAAAGCGAAGCACCUCCUUCCUCGAGAACCGGGUAUCGUCGUUCCCCAUGUUGGGUGUCCGCGCACCUUCGCCGGGUCCGGACGCGCGUGGCAGAAGCACCUCGGCGAACCCGCCUGGAGCCAGGACCAAUACGGGCGGCUCGCAGACCGCACCACGGAAUCCCAGGUCCAACGAGAGCCAGAGCCCGACCCACGACGACAGGCGUGGACGGCUGCGCAGGAGCUGGCUGCCGGGCGGGGGGGGAUCACGGCCGAACUCGCAAGACGUCACGGCGGCGACAAAGAACUUCCAGGCGUGGGUAUUGUCGCCCGACACCCCUGGUGAAUACAACACGUCGUUCCUGCUCAAUGCGGAAAAGGUCCCAGAACUGUGGAACGAGAACGGCAACGUUUGCGUUUACCUUCAACCCAGAAGCAGCAACUCCGGGCCAUCCUUCAGGGUCCCUAGCUUCUCCAUCAUCAACUCAGUCAUCUUCAACGAGCUCAUCCAGGCCGAAAUGGCCUCGACCGGCAGGAGCAGGGCAAGGAGUUUCGGUGGCCGGGAUAGCCUUUCGGUAGACGACGCGCGGGCCGGCGGCUCACCCCCUUUGGAGGGUCAGGAGAGCCCUGGCGAUCUCAAACUUUAUCUGCCAGCGACGCCCCCACAAUACACAGAGCCCGAGAACGGCCAGCUUGCGGCGCCGGGAUCCCGCCUCCAUGCCGACAUCGACCGGUUGAUUUCCAUUCGCAAUCUGUUUGCCUUUUUGACCGGCCAGCCGCUAGUGGCCACCAGGACGCACCCCACUACGUUCGCGGCAUUCUUGCAGAUCGCAAAGCUGCUCAAGGAAUACGGCUUCACCAACGCAGAUGGCUCUUCCUUCGGCGAGGCGGUUGAUCUCAGCUUCGGCUUCUACAUGGAACAACUGUCGCUUGCCGACGUCCGCCACAGCCGCGAGAAGACGCUCGAGUCUCUGAUUCUCGGCGAGGCGAUGAGGUCGAUGGAGCUUUACAACGAGGCGUUCGCGCACGCCGUUGGCAAGUACACUGCCAUCCUCGAUCUGCGCUCGCCGCUCUUUGAGCAGAUCUCCCACUACACCAGGCAACGUCUCGAGCGCGCACAUCUGGACCUCGUGAACCGGCAGCACAACGUCAACAGCAGGCUGGAGCAGUUUGAAUUUCCAUCGCUGUUUGCCGGCAUCGCGAGCUCCACCUCGAACCCCGAGCUCAAGGCCAUCCGCUUCAAGGUCUGGCAAAGGUCCUUCAACAAGAUGAAGCAGUUCGUCCUGGGAUACUACAAGGCCAACUUCGGUGCUUGGCCCCCGAAGGCUAGUAGCAAGAAGAAUCCCUUCUCCGAGAGCGGUCUCAAUCGCUUGGUGCUGAAGGCCCUCUACUCCGACAUGUGCUCGCUCUACGACCUUACCGUGGACCGUGAAAACAUCACCACCAGAGUAAUGGACGGGAACGCCCAUGAGGAGUCGGGCAAGACGACCGAUUCGCCGAUGAUUGCCAACCUACGCAAGAUGCUCACCGAGUUCGACAACUCGACCCCUCCCGUUCUGCCGCCCAUCCCCUUUGACGUUCCGAAGCUGCCCACGAUGGCGACCAUCCUCGCGACCUACGACUCGAUGUCUCCAAAGGAGCAGGCCAAGUUCGACCGCAAGAUCAAGGAGCACGAGAUGACACUUGUCAUCCAAAAGGCGUACAACUGGGAUACCAACAGUGUCAACGUCCCGUUCCUUCUGGAGUUCAAGGCUUUCGAGCUCCACGAGGCCAAGGGCAAGAACGCGGCCGACCUCGCAGACCAGCGCAUCGGCUACUGGCUCUUUCUCUACGUCGUCAUUCAAUCUCUCCCCAUGCUCGUCAUAGACGCGCCGAACCUCAAGUUCAACGAGGCCGUCGAGUACUUCCUGUGUGAGCCGCCAAUGGGCAACCUGCCGUGGCUCGAGGAUGCGCGCCAGGUCCGCAAGAUGUGGUACGAAGUCUCGGGUGGCAACGGCUACGUCGAGCUGUCGGCCGACAGCGUUUUGUUCAGCGUGGAGGCCGUCUACCACCGCAGCCACUGCUGGCUGGCCGCCAAGGAAUGGGAAGGCAUGAACGGCGCAGCGGCUCCACCCCCACAAGACUUCGGCAUGUCUCCCUUGGAACCGCCCCGACCUGUGUUCCCUGGUCCGGAUGGCAUCGCCGCCGGCCCCGCAUCCGGCACCCCACCCGCACCAGGGUCUCCCCAGUCUCAUCUCCGGCCGCGCAAUGCCUCGCCUGGAGGGCGUCAUCUCGGCAGCCGCAACGCGCAACGCUCCAGUAUGAUAUUCGGUCUCGAGCCCGUGCCCUUGGACGAGGGCCUGCCAGGCGACCGCACCUCGCGCGUCCCUAGCGCGAGGAGCAGUUCUGCAGGUUCCCGCCCUGUGAGCAUGGUCAUGCCGCGCACGCCCUCCCACACAAACAUGCGCCAUCUGUCCGUUGACCACACUCAUACCCAAGAGGCUGCCGCGACGUCGACCAUGACGUUCGACGACAUCCUCGGCGGCGGGGGUGAGGAGAAGAAGCCGACCAAGAAGAAGAAGGGCAAGUUCUUUUGA
Molecule: messenger RNA, 3573 nt
Organism: Colletotrichum graminicola M1.001
Lineage: Eukaryota; Fungi; Ascomycota; Sordariomycetes; Glomerellales; Glomerellaceae
Product: choriogenin Hminor
Exons: 2
Coding region: 1-3573 (1190 amino acids)
Source: RefSeq, a predicted model, not a curated record